Molecule: messenger RNA, 837 nt
Organism: Teleopsis dalmanni
Lineage: Eukaryota; Metazoa; Arthropoda; Insecta; Diptera; Diopsidae
Product: mitochondrial transcription rescue factor 1
Exons: 3
Coding region: 121-723 (200 amino acids)
Source: RefSeq, a predicted model, not a curated record
ACAAAUGGAACGUAAGAACGUAAGUUGGCAACGCGGCGAUCAGCUGUGCAAACUUUAGGUUAUGUUUACAUUUUAGCGUAAAUAAUUUCCUGCAUAAUAAUUUAAGAAUAUAAAAUAAAAAUGUUGCGAACAUUUCGUGCAUAUCGUUUGAAUAGAAAUUUGCUAAGCACGCAGUUUAGAAAAGCAACGUCUACCUCAAUCGAGCCAAAUCAACGCUUACUUUGUACAAAUAAUAUCCAAGGAAAUUAUCUGCAAUCACUGUACAGAGAUUUUCAUUUGAACUUUACAAAUAGGAAAUACAACAAAAAAGACAUCGAGGAUGAGGAUAGUGAUGAUGAGGAGGAUAUAGAAUUUAAAGACGACCGUGAUUCCAAAGUAGUUAAAGCCAAAGUAAACUCACUGCGUGCGGACCUUUUAUUAAAAGCGGGCUUAGGCAUGGCUAGGAACAAAAUCGAACAGAUUUUCUAUGAUAGUAAAAUACGUGUCAAUGGUACAAAGUUGCAGAAAAAAGGUUUGCAGUUAGGUAUAGGUGAUGAAAUUGAUAUAAUAAAAGGUUUCAGCCAAUCCAACGCCUCACAUAUAGUUAUCUCACGAGUUAUUAUUUUAUCAGCAAAGAAUCGUGAAGAAGGUUUCGCAGUACAACUGCGUCGCUACAAAACACUUUUGAUAGAGAAUUAUGAGGGCUUGAACGCCUAUAAAUCCUCACAAGCGGCAAAUCAAUGAUGUGAUGUAGUUAGUUACUUAGUUAGUUAGUUAACAAAUUUUAAUGGCUUUCUUAUUUUUGAAUUGAAAUUGUUAAUUUUAUAUGCAAUUUAAGGAUUUAGCGACAAAAGAACU